AUGAGCCUCAGUUCCGACGCAGCGAGACCGCUGCUUGCGCCAGACGAAGCCCGCCAGACCAGCCACGGGAUCCUGCCUCUGGCACGGCGCAUUAUCGACGAAGCUCGACACUCUCUGGUCGCGGCCCUCACAUGCAGCUACUUCAACGUGCUGCUACCAUGUGUUCCUCUCGGCCUGCUAGCCGGUCGAUGGGGGUGGCCGCCCGCCGUCGCUUUCACCUUGAACUUUUUGGCCAUGCUGCCCCUGGCUUCUAUCCUGACCUUUGGGACCGAGCAGCUGGCCGCCAUUGUCGGGUCCGUGGCGGGAGGCCUGAUCAACGCCACGUUUGGUAACGCCGUCGAAAUGAUUGUGGGAAUAAGCGCCCUGAGGGAAGACGACAUUGCCAUCGUGCAGUCGAGCAUGAUUGGAAGCAUCCUGUCGUCCAUCCUACUGAUUCUCGGGCUGUGCUUCCUUCUCUCCGGCCUGGGCAAGCACUCGGUCGACAUCAACAUGGACGUCGCGGGCGUCCUGACCUCGCUCAUGAUCAUAUCGUGCGUGUCCCUCAUCAUGCCGUCGGCGCUGCACCUGGCGAGCCCGCAGCCCGGCGACCCGGGCGACCGCCCCAGCCCGCAGGUCCUGCUGCUCUCCCGCGUCACGUCCGUGAUCCUCCUGGCCCUGUACCUCGUCUACCUGUACUUCCAGUCCGUCACGCACGCAGACCUCUUCCGCGAGGACGAGGACCCGCCCCAGGUCCGGCUGCACGGCGUGUCCAGCAGCGCCGUGCUGGUCCUCGCCACCGCCGGCGUGUCCUGCUGCUCCGACGCCCUGGUCGAAAGCGUCGACGGCUUCGUCGAGGCCCUCCGCGUCAGCCGCAGCUUCGUCGGCCUGGUGGUCGUGCCCGUCGUCGGCAACGCGGCGUGCCUGGUCGGCACCGCGCAAUGGUCCCGGGCGGGCCGCGUCAGCCUGGCCGUGUCGGUCAUUGUGGGGGCCACGCUGCAGAUCUCGCUCUUCGUGACGCCCCUGCUGACGGUGGUGGGGUGGGCGAUGGGCAAGCCCAUGUCGCUGCAGUUUGACGUGUUUGAGACGAUUGUGCUGACCAUGUCGACGUUGGUGGUCAACUGCGUAGUGCGCGACGGGUCGACGAAUUACUUUGAGGGGCUGCUCCUGCUGGGCACGUAUGUCAUUGUCGCGAUUGCGUUCCUGGUGAACCCUGAUGACGUGUCGACGGUUGCUGGGUGGGGUCAGUAG
Molecule: messenger RNA, 1227 nt
Organism: Ustilaginoidea virens
Lineage: Eukaryota; Fungi; Ascomycota; Sordariomycetes; Hypocreales; Clavicipitaceae
Exons: 4
Coding region: 1-1227 (408 amino acids)
Biological process (GO): calcium ion transmembrane transport; intracellular calcium ion homeostasis
Cellular component (GO): fungal-type vacuole membrane
Molecular function (GO): calcium:proton antiporter activity
Source: RefSeq, a predicted model, not a curated record